Eruca vesicaria subsp. sativa (arugula) is the source of this 1194-nucleotide messenger RNA. NCBI's taxonomy places the organism in Eukaryota, Viridiplantae, Streptophyta, Magnoliopsida, Brassicales, Brassicaceae. The record is from the annotation of a GenBank genome assembly.
GUCGGCCCAACCCUAAUUAAAAAAAAAAAAAAAAAGCCUUAACUCGUUUCUUCUUCUUCGCUCUCCGUCGCGCUUAUUCUUCUUCCUCUCACAAAACUCGCCCCUUCCUAUCGAUCUCAAUUUCGAUUUUUCCCAGGUUUCGAUACCAUCGUUUUUGCAUUAGAUGGGAACACCAGAGUCAUCACGAGAGCCAUGCCCUGACCGUAUCCUCGACGACAUCGGUGGGGCCUUUGGUAUGGGCGCCGUCGGAGGAGGUGCAUUUCAUUUCAUCAAAGGAACGUAUAACUCUCCCAAAGGCAGUCGCUUUAUCGGUGGCAAACAAGGGAUGACGAUGAACGCUCCUCGCGUGGGAGGUAGUUUCGCUGUCUGGGGAGGGCUCUUCUCUACGUUUGAUUGCUCCAUGGUGUACCUUAGGCAGAAGGAGGAUCCUUGGAACUCGAUCAUCGCAGGCGCGGCGACUGGUGGGUUUCUGUCUAUGCGUCAGGGGCCUAAUGCUGCUGUGAGGUCUGCGCUUGUUGGUGGGGUUUUGUUGGCUUUGAUUGAAGGAGCCGGGAUUGCGUUGAACAAGAUGGUGGCUGAGCCUCAGCAUAUGCAGGUGGAGGAGGGUAUGGCGCCUGGGAUGCCGCCGGGGAUGCAGCAGCAGGUGCCGAGUCAGGGGCAGAUGAUACCACAGGAGAAUACUGCUUCGACAUCGACGUGGUUUGGUGGUCUUUUUGGUAAGAAGAAUGAGGAGCCGCAGCAAACGAGUAGCGGAAGUGAGACUAAGGUGUUGGAGAGUUUUGAUGCGCCUUCUGUGCCAUCAUUUGACUACAAGUGAAGCUUGUUGAUCUCACUUACCUUUAAUGCUCGUCCUAUCCUUGUUCUUGGAACACUGAGCACUCUCUGACUUUAAAGUUAUGUCGCAUAACUAUUAUUGGUUUUUAAAUAAUGUAGUUUCAGAUUCUCAUAAUGAAUCACACGAGCUUCAGUGGAACAAUCUGGUCAAAGAUUCAAGUCACCUUGAUCAUUAAGUACAAGUAAAGCUUGUCUGUUGGUGGUGGAUACUUUAACAGUCUAUUAUUAUAUUUUGUCGAGUCGUCCUGUCCUUGUUUUUGGAACAAUGAGCACUUUGUGACAACUAUCGUUGGCUUUUAAAUAAUGUAGUUUUAGAUUUUUCAUUGUGAAUCCGAUGAGCUUCAAUGAAAUCAUCUGGUC